Messenger RNA from Mercenaria mercenaria, 1896 nucleotides. Its product is annotated as homeobox protein orthopedia-like. The record is from RefSeq and is a predicted model, not a curated record. The transcript has 3 exons. Bases 614 to 1759 code for a protein of 381 amino acids. Gene Ontology annotation, molecular function: sequence-specific double-stranded DNA binding; DNA-binding transcription factor activity, RNA polymerase II-specific. NCBI's taxonomy places the organism in Eukaryota, Metazoa, Mollusca, Bivalvia, Venerida, Veneridae. Gene Ontology annotation, biological process: regulation of transcription by RNA polymerase II. Gene Ontology annotation, cellular component: nucleus.
UGUACCAAUAUAAUGUGUGCUUUGAAUAUGAACAUUUCAGACAUUUGUUUUUAAAUUCCAUGACAGCUGACAUCGGCAACAUGUUAAGAAUAUGCUAAGAAAUUCCAGUAAAAAUCAAAUGGGCAACUGCUUUGUCAAUUUUUAUGGAAGGCUGGCGGACCAUGCUAAUUGUAAAUGCCGAACCUCUAGUUGUUAAUCACCUUGCUAUAAACAGGGUAGAACGUGCCUUUUAGGGUUUAAGAACGUAAUAAACGUUGAUGCAAUGCAUGAUAAGAAUAUGUAAAUUAUGUAAAAUAUAGUACCCAGAUACCGAAUUUCAUCUCCUAGUACAUCCGCUAUACCGAGAACUAAGAAUUAAAUAUUUCAAACGAACCUUAUAUAAAGUCAGUUACUUUUGUUACCUUGCAAAAUUUUAAUACUUCGCAAACAAAAAACGUAUCACACAAUAAACAUGUGUUUGUAAGAUUUCAAAAUAUCAUUCUGCUCAUGUAUAACAUUCGUUAAUAUUUUUUCUUCACAGAUUCUGCAAGCAGUCGGGAACAGUCAGCUGUCCAGUUAUGUACCUUACGGCUAUUCAAAUCUGGAAGAACAGCAACCGAGAGCGCCUUCUUCAAUGCUGUCAAAUUAUAUACAUGUACAGACAAAUACGUCCGAAGGAGAGAAGCAGCCUAUGAAUUCCAUCAGCGUUUCUCCUGUUCUACCAGGAACCAGAAAUAUUACAUAUAACGUUACGCGCAUGCUCAAAGAUUCUGCUCAGACGCCGAGAAGUCAACUUCCAAGUACAUCACCGCCUGCAGCACGCUACUCGCCAUACAGUACAGCUCAUUUUAUGUCGUUCAGACAUAAUAUUCUGAAUAAACACAGUUUGACUUACAAUGCAGAUAUCAACCAGGAUGAUCCAAUAUCUGACACUUCAAACAGCGACAUGUCCAUUUCUACAGACGGGUCUGCCUCUCCAAAAUCAUCAGCCUCUGUCACACCUCCCCCGCCGGGCGAGGAAAGCUCGGCAAUAGGCAAUUCUCCAUCCAGCGUCCAUUUCUCACCUUUAGACGAAACAAAAUCUAGUGCCGAUUCUUCCCCUAGUGGCGUAUCAACUUCUUCCAGAGCAGCAUCUUCACGUUCUUCUAGGGUCACUAAUACUGACAGCAAAGUGAACAAUGACGAACAGCCAAAGAAAAAGGCGCGAACCAACUACACAAAUGAGCAAAUACAGGCGCUACUGAAAAUAUUCCAUGAGACCCCGUACCCUGACUCUGAAAUGAUGGAAACCAUUGGAAAAGAUUUGGGUAUCAGUGAAAAACAAGUCAAGAUCUGGUUCCAGAACAAGAGAGCAAGAUGGCGCAGACGUGUCAACGACAACAAGAACAACCAACUUCAGUCUUUCGUCCCUAUGCCACCUAUGUUGCCAUCUGCUGCACCAUACGGAUACAUGCCAAUGGGUCAUAUGAUGACGUCAUCGACGCUACAGAAUUUUCCUGGAUACUUCAAUUAUCCUUGGAUGCAGGGAAACAACAACCAACAGCUUCCGGGACAAAUUUCGACCAAUCAGAUUCCAUCAAGUUAUCAGACAACCAGUCACAGUGCAGCAUUGCUAAACCAGGCUUCUUCUGCCGUUAACACGGCACCAUUUACAAGGACACUGUCGUCUGCCCAAUAUGGUAGAACAUUGCCACAGCAAAAUAUAACAGCGAACCAAAACAGACAUUUGCUUCAAUACCAAGGUUACAUGUAUACACCAGCAUAUGCACCUGUGUCAUGAUUCUGCAUAUAUAACAUCCAUCUUGUUACUGUAUAUAUCAUUGUUAUUGAUACUGUUUUGUAAUAUGGUGCUAAUUGAAUCAGUAGAUACUCCGAAACGAGCGACACACCUCAAGCUCGAUGUAUAUAAUACACAUA